This is a messenger RNA of Parastagonospora nodorum SN15, 1950 nucleotides long. RefSeq lists its product as hypothetical. The record is from RefSeq and is a predicted model, not a curated record. The transcript has 3 exons. Lineage: Eukaryota; Fungi; Ascomycota; Dothideomycetes; Pleosporales; Phaeosphaeriaceae. The coding region runs from base 1 to 1950 and encodes 649 amino acids.
AUGGCACAAAACUUGACGAAGUCUUCCUAUCGACCCCUCAAUGAGCAGCAAGCAGAGAUUCGACUGCUCAAGAUCCUGCCAGAAGUCGACGGGUUUCCUAUAUGUUGCCGUCUCCAGACAGUUUCUUUGCUAGAUUGCUCGAUUGAGUUUGAGCGCUAUCGUCUAAGUUGUUCCGAUGGAAAUGCUCCCACCAUCCGUGAUUUACUUCGCGAUCCCGGUCUUCGCAAGCGAUGGACAGCUCGAGCACAGUUUGCAGACAUUCCUUCAAUAAGGCGCCUGGCUAGCCUGCAGCCUUUUACAGAACUUCAACGCUUUGCAUGGGGCGAUUUUGCGAGCCUUAGUUACGUCUGGGGCAAAAGUAGCAGCACAAGAGCUAUUUCCAUUGAUGGCCGGGAGGUCCAAGUAACGGCGAACCUGGAAAGUGCACUGCGGCAGUUCCGCAGUGAUGACGUUCAAGAACGUGCGAAAGAAGUUCAGCGCAUGAAAGAAAUCUACGGAUCAUCAUGGACUGUAGUUGCAUGGCUAGGCAAAAAGACAGACAACAGUGAUGCCGGUAUUCAGCUCUUACGAGAUAUGGCUACUUUUCGAGAUGCCGGCCGCGAGAGAGAACUUGAAAUACGAUUGCAAGACGAUCCGAAAUUUUUAGGGAGUACAUGCUGGAUGGGCUUGCAUCGGCUUGUCAAUCGCAAGUACUGGGAACGCUUAUGGAUCAUCCAAGAAAUUGUAAUGGGCGGAUACUCCGUGUGGAUCCGAUGCGGCGCAUCGACAAUAGAUUGGGAGACAUUCUGCAAGGGUAUUGCGGUGCUUCAAGAACAUCUAUGGCUCGUCAAGGACCGUUGUUUGAGAGAAGAUGUAUCUCGGAACGGUGUAGCUUGGUCAACACUGAGUUCGCACCUCAUCUACCAGGAUCUCUCGAUACUCCAUCAAACGCCACUCGCAGAGAACCCUGGUCUUGCGUUCGGGAGGCUAUUGGACCUAGCCAUAGCUGCCGAAUGUACAGACCCAAGGGACCGGGUCUAUGCCCUACUAGGUCUGCUACCGAGUGAAGUUGCAAGCUUGGUACGACCCGACUACACAAUAUCACCUUCAGCGGUAUAUACCAGGAUAGCUCAAGCGUUCAUUCAAGCCUACAACAGCUUAGACCUUCUUCGUGAGGGUAAUCCAUGGGGGCUAUCAGGCUGCCCCUCAUGGGCAGCAGAUUGGACAUGGUCUGGCCGAGGACGGCAUAGUCGUGUUGAGCGGCCACUUUGGGGACCAGCAUAUCUCUUUCCACCGCUUCAGUUGGCGAACCAACACUUUACACCAUUCCGCGCAAGUGGCGACGUUGGCCAAAAAGCUUCGAUCGGCGAUGCCGGUUUUCUCAGCUGCAAAGGGUUCAUUAUCGACGAGAUUUCGGGGAUCUCUGCAAGAGAGCUCGGAUACUUUGAUUGGGAUCACAAUAGCAGAAGUAGCCCGAGGAAUUGGCGCAGCGCAUACGGCGACUUUGCCUCUACAAGAGACGCUCUGGUACGCACACUGGUACAUGACCGAGUGAACGCUGGGCAGCGACCUGAAGCGCGGCAUAAUGCACUACUCCACUUGCCAUCUACGUGGGAGGAGGCUGGCCCUCAAUUCAUAGACAGAGAGUGGAGAUGGCUCGCAGGACAAGAGGGGUAUUAUUUCCGCUGGGAAAGGUUCCGCGAGGCAAUCGAUGGCUUUGGCCUCGGCGAAUGGCGCUUUGGAGAAUUCUUCGAUAACGAUAUUCCGGCAGAUGCAGAUGAGUACGACUACACGGAAGUAUACGCGUGUUCUGAGCGCAGUGCGAUGAGGCGCAGGUUCAUAACAACAAAGGCUGGAUAUAUGGGAUGGGCACCUGAUAACAUGUACGGACGUGCAAAGGAUCAACUCGAUAACGACUAUCCAGAUCCUGGCCCGCCCUUCAUCCCGAGGUCUGCACAAUUUUUCUUGUGA